AUUAGUGAGUCGUGGAGGGAGAGCAGCUCUGCCAUGUGUGGCCAUUUCCCCCCAUCACUUAUGUCUUGUCGCCCUGACCACCCACCAGGACACCUGAUGGUGAAGACUUUAGCAGACAACAGGCUGUAACUAGCUUGUGUGUGUGUGUGUGCGCGCGCGUGUGGGAGCCAAGGACUAGUUUAAUAUCUGGCUAUAAUUAUUUAGCGAUAUCGUCUGAAGGGAAACCCGCCUUCGGCAUUGUUCAGAUUUAUGGUGAGUUCCAUACGCGCAAGACUUUGUCUAUUUCUUAAAUAACUCUUCAAAGUCGACAGACCACUCUUCCUGAUCCAGUGUGUCUAACAGAACGUGAGACAAGAGGAGUAUUGUUAUUUGUUGACAGCUGUACGAAAUUCUGUAGCAAGGUACAAGACGUCUUGCAUAAUGAACAAGCCCUUUAACAAAUAUAGUGCACAACGUAUGCCUCAUACUUCAGAUUGAAGGACCUCACUUGGCUCGUACCUUGCACGCUUGUGGAUCCAAGGGGUGCGGGCGAUACGGCUAAAUAUGUACUGUUUCAUCCACUAAAUGAAUUGAUCACUUUGUUUUCCACAACCAUUCUCGUGUCAAGUUUUGAACAGGUCACAUGACGGAUGCACCCCAAAUGUUGCUUUCUGAGAUGGUGCCACGAUGACGCUGGGCGGUGUCAUUAUGACCUGAGGCUUAAAAGCGGCCUGCGGAAGGAGUCUUAUCAGAAUCAAGAGAUCUGGAUUAAGGUCAAGGCCCUGUUAAAAAAAUUCAUUUUCUAAAACGAGGCAGGGCGAGAUCGUUUCCCGUGAUUCCAGACCAUGACGCAAACAAAAUACUAUCCACUUGGUACGCUAAAAAGAUGAGAUUUUGUAAUUACACACUUUUUUUUUUUAAUGAUGUAGUUUGAAAAUGCGCUAUGAAUCUCCAAAGCAGUAAACACGACUCAGCAUGACGUCAUACUUUAUUGAAGACUCUACACUGAUAAACGUCAUCACCAAUGUCACGUUGCCAUGGAUACCGCCGGAAAUGAAGCAGAAAGAGGACUUGUCUUGCGCCCAAAACCGGUCCGACGAGCACAUAACGUUUUACGAGAACGCCCGGUUCGUCACCGGGCUGAUAGUAUACCCAAUCGGGUGCAUCAUCGGGAUCACGGGCAACAUUCUGGCGUUGAUUGUGUUCAACCACCGGGACAUGCGGACCUCGACCAACGUCUACCUCUCGUCCCUGGCUGUGUCUGACACCAUCAAGCUCCUGAACGACGCCAUGUACUUCAUGAUCGUGGCCGUGGGCAUGAACGACGCUUCCCUGUCGCAGACGAUGAUGAGCAGCCUGUAUCCGGUCGCCCACUACGUCUUCAACAUGGCCGUCUGCGUGACGGCCUGGCUGACGGUCAGUGUGGCCGUGGAGCGUUACAUCUCCGUGUGCUACCCUUCCAGGGCCAAGGAUCUCUGCACGACCCGGCGGGCCAGGCUGGUCUGCACGUUCGUCUUCCUCUCCAUGAGCAUCUUCGCGGUGCCGUCGGCGCUCCGGUACGAGAUGAGAACGAUCUUCGACAAGGCGCUCAACGUGACGUGCGCUCUGAUCGUGGCGACGGACCUGGGCAACAACAACCAGUUUAUGAUUCCUUACUCGUGGAUCAACAACUCCCUCCGCGGAAUUAUUCCAGUCUUCAUCCUUGUGUUCCUCAACGUCAACAUCAUCAAUGAGCUGCGUAAAGAGCGGGUGAAAGGGAAAAAGUUCACCGCCAGGAAUCGAAUCACCCUUAUGCUGAUCGUCAUCAUCUUCAUGUUUCUCAUCUGUAUAACACCGGACGCCAUCCUCUCGACGUUCUUCAACAAGGGCUACGUCGACGAGGAGAAUCUCUUCAAGGGCAUCCGGGAGAUUACGGACUCUCUUCUUGUGGUCAACUCCGCCUUAAGCUUCAUGGUCUAUUGCGCCAUGAGCUCCGUCUUCAGGGUCACGUUCGCCAAGAUUUUUUUUAAGUUCAGAGCCCGCCCCCCGCACCCGGAAGCCAUGCAUUUAAACCGGAGAUCGCCUUCCCAAAAACACACUCCGACAGUUGAAAGCCCGGAUGUUGUCCGUGCUAAUGGCAGUUCGAAGCAUGAGAUUCACUCUAACGGCGGAGAGGAGUACUUAUAAGAGAAGGAAAUCAUCUACUAUCAUCGAUCAGUUCUUAAGUGGGCAUUCUCCCGCUUCUAGACACGCUGUCUUAGAACUGUUGUGCUCUUGAAUGCAGAAAGAACAGAACAGGAGACAGAAUCUUGGAGAGAAAAUCAAACGUGCAUUAUCUUAAAAUGAAAUGGACAUGCUGUUUACUUGACUACUCGGAAUAUGAAACUGAAUAGUACUUUUUUUAAAAAUACGGCUUCUCUUUGAGACCCAACAAUCUACAUUAUAUAUGAUGUAAACAUUGUAGAAAUAAAUGUUGUAUCAGGAUAUCAUUAGGCCAGCACUACAACCAAACGCCUUUACUUUCCCCCCAAAUAAUUUUUAUGAACCCAUUAUGACGUCAUAGGAUUCGAUUUAGGCCUACUCCCACUUUUCACCUGGAUAAGAACUAGACGCCCUCGGUAGGAAAAGUGGGCGCCUAGUCCUUCCAACAUGCUCCACCACACCUCUCCUUCAAACCAUACUUAAUUUGUAAUAAUUUUUUGUUACAUAAUCUGAACGCAUAUUAUGUAAUAUAUUACUAGAUCUAAAAUGUUACAGUAUAUAUUAAAAGAAAAUUGAAAUGAAAGCUGUAUAGCUUUUAUAUUUAGUUUCGAACUUCCCAUCCCCAACCCCCCCCCCACACACACACACACAAAAGUGUAGAUAACAACAAAAUAAAAUGUUUUGUUAUUUAUAAUUUUAAAUUUUUUAUUGUUUCAUGGCGGCUUCUGAAUGGCGUCCUAUCUCGUUACAGGCGUAGUCUCAUUGAAACAUAUAUAAGCUUUGUUGGUGUUUGUUUUUAAAUAUUUUUUUGUUUCACUUAUUUACUUCGAGAAAAAUUUAAAAAAUCAAUUCCUAGUUUACGAUUUAGUCAUUUAUAUUUCUCUUUGUAAAACAGAAAAAAAAAAGACCAUUGUAGUCAUCGAACCCACGACAUUUAUGUUAUUAGCACGAUGUUCUAACCAACUUAAAGUAACAACAAACUUUAAUAUAGAUUUAGAUGUAAUAGUAGAUAACCAGCUUGCAAACCGCAAAACACAAAGUUGUGUAUUCCGUUUUGCAGAGCACUCCAUUGAUAGAUCCGAAGGUCCAAAUCAAGUCAUAGAGACCAGCGUUGGUCCCCCCCCCCCCAUUCCCCACUCCGAGGAGGGAAGGCGAGAGGAGGGAGUAUACAUCCAGACAUGGAUCGCAACGGUGCUAACGAAAAAAAAAUAUGUGUCAAACAGAACCCAUUCUAUGCGGUCCUAUUGUGCAUUAUGGUCAGCGGAAGGCAUUGCUUCACGGGCCGGAUGUGGCCCUCGUGCCAUAGCUCCGGCAUCACCGGCAUAGGCUGAUAUAUUUCCCUGGGGGGCGAAAUGCCAAGAUUGAAGUAGAGGGGCCACCGAUACUCCCAAGUCUGGCUGCCACCAAUCAAGCGAAUAUCCAUUUUUUUUUUUAAUUUUAUUCUUCCAACUAUUUAUUCGAAGUGAACAUUUUAAAGAGUAAACCUUCAUGUCAUGUUGAGGCAACCUAAGGCGUGUUUAGCGUGUUCAACAUUCACUCAACCCUCUUUUUUUUUUUUGGCAUCUGUUGAAAUGAUUUUUAUGUAUGAGUUGAAACCUUAACAUCGGGGGAAUUCAUAAAUAAUUCAGUUUUCUUUACAUAUCGACAUACAUAAUUCAUUCACACAUGUACAAUAUGUAAAUUAUGUAUGUCUGAGCUCGACCAGACCCGAAUGUCCAGCCCCCCAUGUACAAAUACAAUGUAUUGUAUACAUCACAUGUCCGUCAUUGCUAUUGUUCCAUGUAUACCAGUACUAUUGCUCACAAUUUGUUUAUGUUGGGUAUUUUUUGGGGGUUGGGACUUGUGCUUAUAUUUAUGUUUUAUUUUAUUUUGAGGAUUUAUGACCUUUGACCAUUACCGAUAUUAUUUAUUUGGUAAUUGUUUAUUUUUUUUGCGUUCAUAAGUUUUGUUUUUCUUCAUAGGUGAAGGACACACGUAGUGUACUCUCUAGCGUUUUCCCUGUACCUAAAACAAUGCCAUCAGGGGCGGACUGGCUAUAUGGGCUUUCGGGCAAAUGCCCUGUGGGCUGGUAUCCAAAUGGGCCGGUAAAGCCACCGAGAGGGCCGCACGGAUGCCACUAUUGCAUGUGUUAAAUUGUUAAAGGUUAUAUAGUAUUCUCUUAUAAAAGGGACCCUUUGUUAAAAAAAAACUAAACUUCUCCAGACCCUACACUACAGACUAAUACUAAUUUAAUGUAACACAUUUUCCGAAAUAAUGUAAUAGCCUACAGUUCUAGUAGCAUCCUUCACAUUCUAGGGCCUAUACACUUGGCGAUUAAAAAAGCAACAUAAGGCCUAAAUUUCUUAUAAAGAUAUAGAGUUCACUGUAUGCAUGCGAUACAUUAUAUCGAUACAUUAUCAAACCUAACAUAAUGAUUUUGAGGUCAGGUAUAAUUGGAUGCCCAUCAUGAUUUGUGGGCCGCAUGGUAUAGAAAUGCCCGGUCUGAUUUUGACUCCCAUUCCGCCCUUGAAUACCGUGCUCGCACCCACCUUUUCCCUCAUCCCCUGACCGCCAGUGUGUUAUUUAAUUUUAGCUUUAGAAUUUUGUUAAAAAUGAACUGUAGAUAGAUCUUUAUUUGUGUUUUUUUUUUAAAAAGCAAAGACUAUGUGAAUAUGUGAAUACGGGAAAUGGUGUGAGUUUUAUCUUGCUGGGCAAUAGAUGUUGUUUUUUUUCUCUUGGCUGUCUCUGAAGGCUUUCAGAUGAGUCUCACUUGUCAUGUUCGUGAAUCGCUGGCCUGCACUCUGGCCAUUAAAGCUGAGAGACUCAUUGGUCAACACUCUGUCUAGUGUACCUUAGUGAGUCAUUGACUUAUACCAUGGCUAGAGAAAAUACACAAAUGAUGGGCCUACACUCUGGCUAGUAAAACUUAGGGAGAUACUGACCUACUCUCUGGUUAGCGAAACUUAGGGAGAUACUGACCUACUCUCUGGUUAGCGAAACUUAGGGAGAUACUGACCUACUCUCUGGUUAGCGAAACUUAGUGAGAUACUGACCUACUCUCUAGUUAGCGAAACUUAGGGAGAUACUGACCUACUCUCUGGUUAGCGAAACUUAGGGAGAUACAGACCUACUCUCUGGCUAGCGAAACUUAGGGAGAUACUGACCUACUCUGGCAAAUAAGAAAGUACAAAGUGUUGUUGUUGACAUGUUAUGAAUUAUUUGACAACAUGUUAUAUUUACUGUUAUGAAGUUGUUGUUUCUUGUAUAAAAAUAUUUCUUUGAAUGUGUUAAU
Messenger RNA from Biomphalaria glabrata, 5431 nucleotides. RefSeq names its product probable G-protein coupled receptor B0563.6. Gene Ontology annotation, biological process: G protein-coupled receptor signaling pathway. Lineage: Eukaryota; Metazoa; Mollusca; Gastropoda; Planorbidae. Gene Ontology annotation, molecular function: G protein-coupled receptor activity. The record is from RefSeq and is a predicted model, not a curated record. The transcript has 5 exons. Gene Ontology annotation, cellular component: membrane. The coding region runs from base 955 to 2145 and encodes 396 amino acids.